This is a messenger RNA of Durio zibethinus, 1987 nucleotides long. Its product is annotated as putative E3 ubiquitin-protein ligase XBAT35. The record is from RefSeq and is a predicted model, not a curated record. NCBI's taxonomy places the organism in Eukaryota, Viridiplantae, Streptophyta, Magnoliopsida, Malvales, Malvaceae. Gene Ontology annotation, biological process: protein ubiquitination; cell cycle. Gene Ontology annotation, molecular function: protein binding; ubiquitin protein ligase activity.
UUCGUCGAAAUGAAAUUUUUAUGUUCCUUUGACUCUCAAAUUCUUCUCUGUUAAGACAUCUUAUUUUUUUUAAAUGAAUAUUUAAAUUUAUUUUUCCGAUUUAAAAGUUAACAACCUUUUUCAAUAUCUCGAUCCUAACUUUGGAUCUCUUGCCCAUUUUAUUUUCCUGGAAAAAAAACCCUGUGUCCAAUUUUCCAUCGAACCAAACAGAAGGUUGUUUUGAAUGGGGCAACAACAAUCGAAAGACGAGUUGUUAUACAAUCAAGUGAGUUACGGCAAUACUGAAGGGAUCAAAGCUCUUCGCCGUGAAGGCGCUGGCCUUGAGUGGAUUGAUAGAGAAGGGAAAACGCCGUUGAUAUUGGCGUGUUUGAAUCCAGAGCAUUUUAAUGUAGCCAAAACGUUGAUCGAACUCGGUGCCAAUGUUAACGCCUAUCGUCCAGGUCGUCAUGCUGGGACUCCCUUGCACCAUGCAGCAAAGAGGGGCCUUGAGCAUACAGUCAAAUUACUUCUUUCCAAUGGAGCUAACCCGUUGGUGAUGAAUGAUGAUUGUCAAACACCUCUAGAUGUUGCUAGGGAGAAAAGAACUGCCAAUGUUGUGCGGGCAAUUGAGGAUCACAUAUGUUUGUUCUCUGGUUGGAUGCGGGAGUUUUACGGGCCAGCAUUUAUUGAAAUGUUUGUUCCUCAGUUGGUUUCAAGAAAAGUUUGGGUUGUUGUUCUACCAACUGGUUCCCGAAAUCAGACAAAGCCUUUCAAGUUGGAGCUGGCCAUAUAUUCCAGUUUGCAGGAUGCCCAGCCACGAACAGUUAUUGCAUUGUGGAAGGCUGAUUUGGAGGAGCCAAAGCUUAAUCAGCCUGAUCCUUCAGUGGCAAUUCUUGAUAACUCCAGCAUCUCAAGACGUGGGAGGCGGAGACGAAGUAUUUACACCUCCCGAGAGGCGAGGUGUAAGCCUGGAAUAGUUAGGCGUAUGCAUGUCUCAAGACGCAGGAGGCGAAGACGAAGUAUUUACACCUCCCGAGAGGCGAGGUGUAAGCCUGGAAUAGUUAGGCGUAUGCAUGAAACACGCAUUAAACUUGCACCUGGCAAUGAAAAUGAUCGACAGCAGCUUCUGUGGUUUUGUGAUGCAUGCAAAGGAAUUCCACAGGCAACAGGACCUGCAUUUCUGCAUAAUCCUCGGCCUCCAGCUGCUUCAGCACCUGCACCACCAGAUGCUGAGGAUUUAGAAUUAGCCAUGGCAAUCAAUGCCUCUAUCCAGUCAGCAAUCGCGGAGACACCCAAUUUUGAUUUGCAAUUGGGCAAUGAAGCUAGUUCAUCCACCAGUUGGAGUACCCUUGCAAGUAGUAGCAGUCACGGUGGUUCAGUAGCACCAACGGCAUAUCCUCCUUCAAAAGCAAGUAUCAGUGAAUGGACAAUGACUGAAGCUGGCACUGGUAGCCAUACAACCGCCAAGACCCAGAAUGAUAACAAUUCUGCUGCCCAUAUUACAGUGCAAAACUCAGAUUCAGUUCCAUCAGCUCCACCUGCUGUGAAUGAGAUCGUAGAAAAUGGUCCAAUCCAAUAUCCAUCGAUUGAUACCACUCCUAUUGAUAUGUCUUACUCAGAUGGUGAAAAGGUAGCUGCCAGUCCUGGUCAAACAAAAGAAGAUGGAGGUCCUGCUUCCUGCACAAUAUGUUUGGAUGCUCCAUGCGAGGCAGCGUGCGUUCCUUGUGGCCAUGUUGCCGGUUGCAUGUCUUGUUUGAAUGAGAUCAAAGCCAAGAAAUGGGGUUGCCCUGUAUGUCGUGCCAAGAUUGAGCAGGUCAUAAAGCUAUAUCGUGUUUGAAUUUUCACAACUGAAUUUGUGUAAGCUGUAAAUGUUUCAGUGAUUUCUGCACACUGAAGAAGUUUGUUUCUCAUUUUGUGGCACUUGGCGCUACUAGUUUUUGUAAACUAUAUACUUAAAUCAAUUUUACUAUUUCAUGUAUAAUUGCAAUAAAAAAACGUUUUUUAAGUA